Molecule: messenger RNA, 2479 nt
Organism: Hibiscus syriacus
Lineage: Eukaryota; Viridiplantae; Streptophyta; Magnoliopsida; Malvales; Malvaceae
Product: putative cytochrome c biosynthesis ccmC-like mitochondrial protein
Exons: 1
Coding region: 1020-1739 (239 amino acids)
Biological process (GO): heme transport; cytochrome complex assembly
Cellular component (GO): plasma membrane
Molecular function (GO): heme binding; heme transmembrane transporter activity
Source: RefSeq, a predicted model, not a curated record
AAAGUGGUUUAUGACUAAGCAAAGACGUGUUUCAAUCUUGAAUUUGAUUGUCCUUCUUUCUAUCCUUUUUUUAUUCUACUAUUUUGCAUUUCUAUUGAUUGGUAUGGAUAAAAAUAUCUUUCUUGUCAAACUGAAAUCCAUUCUUCUCACCAAGGGUCUCCACUUUCUUUUUAGUAGGCUCGGGUGGUGUGGUGGAGGUCUCCUUAUAACAAUCAUUUUUUUUUCUUGGAUCCUGAAUUUAUGAACAUGAUGGCUCCUGAGGGAUCAUCAAGCUCGGGCAUAAACCCCGCUCCCCACGAGCACGAGCCUGGUGCCCCUGAGCCUGAGCAGCCCUUGCUCUCAGACGAAAUUCGCCUCCAAGAGUUAGGCGAUUGUCUGAGAAUCAAUUGCCUGGGGAAGGCUAUGAGCCUCGGGGAACAAGAGGAUAUUGUGGAAACACAGCUCUUGAUUGAAAAAAAGAUAGAGCAAGCUCUCUUGUCCGACGGUUAUUCUAAAUAAGCCAUUCUAGAAAAAAGACAUCAAAUAAGAGGCUUUGUUUUCUAUCCGCGAGGCACACCCGUCUCUGGGUCCAAAUACACUAAAUAUUUAGAAGAUAUACAAAUGUUUGGGACCCACCAAAGCCUUCCCUAUUCCCGUAUUAUAAGGGCCAUCCAGAAUAUGGAUCUCCCUUUAGAUUAUAACGUCAAAAAUAGUAGAGUACGUAUUUAAUUUGAAUCUUGUUUCAAUAUGGAAUAUUAUCAAGCACCUUUCACUAUUUCGGAUAGUAUUUAUGCUUCUACCUUUUUCUUAGCAACUGGCUUUCAUGGUUUUCAUGCCCUUUAUCAAUCAUUUUUUUUCCCGGUAUGUCGCUCCGCGAGCAAGGAGUUCCAGGGACGAGCGGAGCGAAAACAAAGCAGGGGGAAUUCCUCGUUGGGGGAAAUCCUUUUAUUGCGUAUUGAAUAUAGAUCCAUGUCUUUCUUGUUCCACUAGCUAGGACAAAAUGAUCACAUGUCCGUUUCGUUAUUACAACCUUUUUUUUUAUGUCAAAGACCAGAAGCUACGCGAAAAUUCUCAUUGGAUCUCGGUUGUUCUUAACAGCGAUGGCUAUUUAUUUAAGUCUUCGGGUAGCACCACUAGAUCUUCAACAAGGUGGAAAUUCUCGUAUUCCGUAUGUACAUGUUCCUGCGGCUCGGAUGAGUAUUCUUGUUUAUAUCGCUACGGCUAUAAACACUUUCUUGUUCUUAUUAACAAAGCAUCCUCUUUUUCUUCGAUCUUCCGGAACCAGUAUAGAAAUUGGUGCUUUUUUUACGUUGUUUACCUUAGUUACUGGGGGGCUUCGGGGAAGACCUAUGUGGGGCACCUUUUGGGUGUGGGAUGCUCGUUUAACCUCAGUAUUCAUCUCGUUCCUUAUUUACCUGGGUGCACUGCGUUUUCAAAAGCUUCCUGUCGAACCGGCUUCUAUUUCAAUCUGUGUUGGACCGAUCGAUAUACCAAUAAUCAAGUCUUCAGUCAACUGGUGGAAUACAUCGCAUCAACCUGGGAGCAUUAGCCGAUCUGGUACAUCAAUACAUGUUCCUAUGCCCAUUCCAAUCUUGUCUAACUUUGCAAACUUCCCCUUCUCAACUUGUAUCUUGUUUGUUCUGGAAACACGUCUUCCUAUUCCAUCUUUUCUCGAAUCCCCUUUAACGGAAGAAAUAGAAGCUCGAGAAGGAAUACCAAAACCUAGUUCACUCGCUGAGUCUUUUUGCAUCCAUGGCUGAAUGGUUAAAGCGCCCAACCUAUACCAACCUAAUAAAGAGGCAAAUUCGUAGGUUCGAUUCCUGCUGGAUGCACUUGGAACGUUUAGUUCAAUUACUGCUCACGAAAUUGUUACAUAUAGCUCGCCCUUAUAGCUUAUGGGGCACUUCACUCGCUCAACACUCGUUCUUCACUCGCUAGAGAAAGAAAAAAUAUAGAUGACUGAAAAUCCCGCUUAGAGAUCGCAACUAUAGUGGAGAGAAAAUAAGUAUCAGCAGGCACUAAAGGGGAAGCUUAGAGACGAAAUUCAAAUAUAAGAAUAGAGGAGUACGUGGGGGGUGAAGUAAAGAUAACUCUAGCAAUAUAGACUGGGCCUGCUUCCCAUUCAUUCUUUUAUAAGAAUGCUCUUCGGCUGGUCAAUAGGGCGCAUCACUUUUGCUUCUGUAAUAGAGGCACUGUAAUAGGCGCGCUUAGCUAACGAAUAAAAACCUUGGUCCGCUUUCAUUGGUCUAGCCCGGUCAUUGCUUAUCUCUUUCUUCUCUAUCGGUGAAUUGGGGGGAAAGAGUGCUUGAAGAGAGAGCUACCCGAAGGAGGAGCAGUAUACGCAAGGUCUAAGCCCCUUACAUAGUUGUUUGUCUCCUCGGUACCCCCUCCCCCUUAUUCUUCCUUCCUCUGUAAUAGCUGCCUUGCUAGCGAAGGGUCUUCUAAGCCCUGAGCAAGCUGAGUGCUUAGCACUUUUUUAAUAGCACCACUUCUACCACUU